Molecule: messenger RNA, 733 nt
Organism: Trachemys scripta elegans
Lineage: Eukaryota; Metazoa; Chordata; Testudines; Emydidae
Product: translation initiation factor IF-2-like
Exons: 3
Coding region: 19-402 (127 amino acids)
Source: RefSeq, a predicted model, not a curated record
UUUCCCAGCCCAGGACAGAUGAUCCCGGCAGCCUGCAAUGGCAUCGGGGCAGUGGUGGGCGCUGCUGAGCAGUUCCAGGUGAUCUUCCCCCUUUGGGGGGCCCCAGGGCGUCACCUCAUUCCGCUGCCCACGCUGCCCGGACACCCCUUGACUCUGGCCGGAGCUGUGCAAACUCGGGCUCUUCUUGGACAAGGACCAGGCCACACUGGAGGCCCAAAUCCUGGCACAGGAGGGGGCCAGGGGCAGUUACCGCCAGUGCCUGCACUGCCAGCACCUCGUCCAGCGCCUGGACCCCAGGAUCCUGCGCACCCCCUGCCUGCCUUGCUCCCAGCGGGCCGGGGGGCUGUACUGCUUCUGCUAGGGCUGCCGCAUGGAAUGGAGGGACCCCUCAUCCAAUGCUGACUCGUGAUGCCCCCUACAGGCCGUGCUGCAUGAUGCCCCCAAGAUUGUCCAUCGACAGCCACCCCUUGCUGCAGGCCUGUCCCUGUUGCCACGCCCUCCUGAGCAACAUUGGGAAAGGCUGCCCCCUGGUGGUAUGCCCUGAAUGUGGGUUCCCAUUCUGCUAUCACUGCCUGGGACUGGCAGCUGGUCUGCGGGGGAGGGACCCUAACUCCCAGGGGGAGCCCUGCAGUGCCCCAUGUCAUGGGCUGGAUCCAGGGGCUUUGGAGAGGGGGGAUCUGAGACAAGGGGGGGGGCUGCUUUGACCCCACCAGGGCUAUCAGAACUCAAGGCA